This is a messenger RNA of Anastrepha ludens (Mexican fruit fly), 1920 nucleotides long. Its product is annotated as lipase 1. The transcript is spliced from 5 exons. Gene Ontology annotation, molecular function: hydrolase activity, acting on ester bonds. The coding region runs from base 152 to 1348 and encodes 398 amino acids. The record is from RefSeq and is a predicted model, not a curated record. NCBI's taxonomy places the organism in Eukaryota, Metazoa, Arthropoda, Insecta, Diptera, Tephritidae.
CUGAAAGUGAGACCUUCAAAGUGGUUUACAAGUUUGGUGGCGAUAGAUCAAACUACCUCAACAUUUUUUCGCUUGCAUUUACAAUAUAAAAAUGAAAAGUCGCUCAGUAAAAAAAUUGUACCUUAAAUUUUGAUUUAAAAACUUAACAGAAAUGCAGCACUCAGUAGCUUUUGGCAUCAUCUGCCUACAGAUUUUGUUUUGCGGCGCGUGCUUAGCUGGUUAUUUGGAGCAAAAGUAUCCGGCGUCAGUGGUGGAAGAUACCACCCUAGAUAUGGUUGGUUUGACUCGCAAAUACCACUAUCCCUUAGAGGCCCACUACGUCACCACUCAGGACAAAUAUAUUUUAUGUGUCUUUCGCUUACCACGUCCCAAGGCGCGUCCGGUCUUUCUUAUGCACGGCCUACUGGAUAGCUCGAUCACUUGGCUAUUGAGUGGACCUUGGAGUGCUUUGGGCUACUAUCUGUACGAUUUGGGCUAUGACGUCUGGAUGGGCAAUGCUCGUGGCAAUUUCUAUUCACGCAAUCACACCUAUUAUAAUGCCAAUGUUGAUAGAUCAUUUUGGCGUUUCAGCUGGCAUGAAAUUGGGAUGUAUGACUUACCAGCCAUGAUCGAUUAUAUUCUGCACGAGACAGGCUUUGUUAAAUUGGCAUAUUUCGGACACUCACAGGGCACCACAUCUUUCUUCGUAAUGACUUCCAUGCGUCCCGAAUAUAACGAAAAAAUCACCUUAAUGAGCGCUCUUGCACCGGUAGCCUAUAUGAAAAACCUCGAAGCGCCAUUAAUGUUCCUUUUACGAAAUUUCAUAGCCAUUUCGGGCAAUGCGAUCUACGAAUUUUUACCACGCACCGACUUAUGGAGAGCCUGCUUUCGCUCUAAAAUGACCGAAGACACUUGCUUUGAUUACGUAUAUCAAAUAGUGGGCAGAGAUCCCAAAAUGUGGAACGCAACAAUGGCGCCCGUUUACGUUGCUCAUCUUCCCAGUGGUUGUAAUCUCAAACAGGUCAAACACUAUAUACAACUCGUCGACUCCGGACGAUUCUGCCAGUACGAUUACGGGUCAGCUGAGAAUCAGAAGCGCUACAACAGCACAAAACCGAAGGAGUAUCCACUUAAGAAAAUCACUGUGCCCGUGGCGCUCUACUACACUUACAAUGACAAUCUUAGUAGUUACAAGGAUGUGAAACAGCUGGCAAAGGAGCUGCCAAAUGUGGUUGAAAAUUGUUUAUAUCCCAAUAAGAGAUGGAAUCAUAUGGCAAUUAUUUGGAGCGCAGAAGCUCGCGAAUUGGCACACAAUCACAUGGUUGAGGUGAUGAGGAAAUACGAGCCGCCCAUCAAUCAAACAGUAUAAAUACAUAUUUCUGUCUUACGCUGAACGCUACUUGUCUUUCGAUAGAACUAUAUGUGUGUGUGUGUGUGUAAUAUUAAUAUAUCAGUUUGGUGAUAAGGAAAUCCAUUAUUUUUGCGUAGAAUUUUUGAUAAAAACUGUUUUAUGAUCGAUUAUUAGCUAAAUAGGCGAUGCUACGACUACAAACCUGCCGUUCAACUUCGAUUAUUUCUGUGAUUUUGUCGACAUUUUCGACGGCGGGCUUGCGUGUGCGAGGUGCACCUUAAACACCAAAAAUCCCUGACCGGAAUCGAGCAAACUAAAAUUGCACGUAAUUAACUGUUCCAGUAUGGACAUCAUAAACACCUUUCACAAUUUCAGCUAAUCGAUUUUUUUAGUGCGAAAUGUCCCCUUGACAACGAGCAGAAACUUGAAAUUGUUUGAUCGAUACUUACAAGAUAUCAAUCACUAGCGCCAUCUACCCAGAAAAUAAUGGAUUUCUUUCGCCCCAAACUAAUACAUAUAUAUAUAUAAAUACUGUUGGAAAAUGUAAUAUCAUAGAAACAAAUAAUAAUAAAUAAAAAAUAAUUGGUCAA